This is a messenger RNA of Pyrenophora tritici-repentis Pt-1C-BFP, 1602 nucleotides long. The record is from RefSeq and is a predicted model, not a curated record. Lineage: Eukaryota; Fungi; Ascomycota; Dothideomycetes; Pleosporales; Pleosporaceae.
AUGGAGCGUAAACGAUCUAGAGUUACUCCCGAAAACUACACGCGAGCCAUAAUAUCGCUCUCAAGAAGAUGCUCGAGCACAUCUGUCUUCCCGGGAAACAAUUAUAUUGAUAUGGGAGAUUGGAUGCUACUAGACCGCAAUCUUCUUAACCUUCCAAAAAGAGAAGAACAGGCCAUUCCGUUCGCUUCUGAUGCUGGACAAACUCACGACCUUGUUGUUGUGUACAACAGUAGCGAAGGGAAGUGGGAUGUGCAAGGAUAUAGUCAAGAGGAACACGGAGACUUCUAUGCUGCUACCUCUGCUCCUGAGGCAGGCCUCGGGCAAUUGAUUUUCAUUCGAGGUUUCAUAUCGCCAUCAUGGGUAUCCACCAUUGGGAGCAAAUACAACAUCGACCCGGAAUUCUUUAGACGACACAUGGAAUACCUUUCGGCGAGCGUUGACCGGCAUGCAUACAGUCUUCCAUCACUCGCCAGUUCGUCCAAUAAUAUAUUCCGGCUUUGUACCACGGUUGGGCCGGUAAAAGACCUCACAACAUGGCACGAAGAAAGUUUGCUGAUACAGGAUCUAGUUGUCGUUUGGAUGGACCACGGUAGACCCUUGGAGAAGUCACCUCCCGGACCAUGGACAAGUCAUAUCGAAUCCAAGGCCACAGCAUUACCCAUAAUCCAGCACCAUCACAAGAUGGCAUUUCGAACCACCACCAACUAUCUAGAUCCAAAUACUAAUUCUUCAGUGGAAUUCCAGCAGAGUACGGCUGUUCUCCCCUUGCAGUACGAUUCACUGGUCGGGCUCGUCGAUCUGUCCCGUCGCGCAGCUCAAGAUCCGCUAUCGAUGUGCAUCCCAUUAUUUGCGCAUGCUGCUUUCUCCGAAAUUCAGUUUUUAAACCUUAUGGAGUCCAGGAUCCGAAUGCAGAUUGAUGCGGUAGCCAAAGGAGUCUCAGCCGACGCAUUGGGAACUUUUCAGUAUUUUUGCAAUAUUCUGGACAGGCAUGCUCGGCAACUGGCAGAAAGCACUCGCGCGUUCUGCAAAUUGAUCAAUCAAAGUAAUCAAAGGUCAAAUGGUGUCAGAGCGGCAAGCCCAAUGUCCAAAAUCGCUGUGCCCCCAAGCAUCGGUAUGCACCGGGAGAUGUCAGAAACCGAGACAGCCAGAAAUAUUGGAUCAAGUAAUUUCGAAAAUGCUUUUGCAGCGAAUAACCUUUGGGAAGACUACGAGCAGCUCCAUAUUCGUUGUAUCGACCUGUCGAGAAUGUGCACUCAGGGUAUAAAUCUAGCGAUGAACAAAGCUACGAUUGAGGAGUCUCGAAAGGCAAUUGAGCAAUCUGAACGACUCAAAAAGCUAACUUUGUUGGCAACGUUCUUCAUUCCUCUCACCUUUAGCACCAGCUUGUUUGGUAUGAACAUUGAUCUCCUCGGACAGAACGGCGUUCGAUUUUGGUGGUUCUUUGUCCUAUGUGUACCAAUUACUUUGUCUGCCUACGUGCUUUAUUUGUGGGACUUUCAGUUCCUGAAGCGGUGUUGGGAGAGAUUCUGGAAAGAUCGUCGCUGUGUGAGACGGAAUAAGACGGCGGAGAAAAGCAACAAGGAUCCGAGUCACAUUGUUUGA